Molecule: messenger RNA, 1191 nt
Organism: Bipolaris victoriae FI3
Lineage: Eukaryota; Fungi; Ascomycota; Dothideomycetes; Pleosporales; Pleosporaceae
Exons: 5
Coding region: 1-1191 (396 amino acids)
Molecular function (GO): oxidoreductase activity
Source: RefSeq, a predicted model, not a curated record
AUGUCUGAAUUCACCCAAGCUCACCAGUUUCAGCCUCAUUACUACCCUGACGAUACUGCGCAAUUCUGGGAGAGACGUGCUCUGCGACGAAACAAAUAUUCCUGCAAGAACCUUGCCGGUUCAUUUCUACGAGACCUGCCCGCAAGGGUUGAGUCGGUCCUUAUUUGGGACGGCUCUGCGCUCAAAUCAACUGAUUAUGUUUUCCAACUUAAUGAGACGCACCUUGGAGAGAUCAAGCAUGCAUGUGCCAAGUUCAUGGAAUCCGGUCGAAAGUUACGUGAAGUUUCGCCUAAGACGUUCAGCAUACCAUUGUUGGCAGAGGCAUUAACGGAGAGGCGACAGACGCUACACACUGGAGUUGGUAUGUUGCUACUUCGUGGCCUUGGUCCGGUCAGCUUCAGCCGUAGAGAAAAUAUCUGUGUCUUUGCUGGACUCGCAUCACACCUCUGCGAAGAAUUUGGCAAACAAUCUGGUGGCAAGGUCGUUACCCACAUCAAAGACCUGGCUUCUAUCGAUAAGCUGAACGGUCUGAACGGAUGUGCAGCGCCGUAUUGCAACGUCGCGCUUCCACUUCACACUGACAGCGGCGAUGUGGUGGCAAUGUACGCUCUCGAAACGACAGCUACUGGAGGCUACGGUACUUUUGCCUCUGUGGGAUCUGUAUACAACCAGCUAGCUCGUGAUGACCCUGAACUGCUGACUGUUUUAUUCAAGAAUGACUGGCCCAUGGACCGUCCACCGGACAAGAAAGGACUGGAUGGAAACGGCCUCUACUACCGUCGUCCCAUCAUGUUCAUGCACGAAGGUGCACCAGAGAUGGCCUUCAGCCGAGGCGCACUCAUACGUUCUCCACGUGGGACAAGGUCCUUGGAGAUCCCGAAUAUCACCAUGCUUCAAAACGACGCACUAGACGCCGUACACUAUGCAGCUCACCAGAGCUUGCACCGUAUCAACUACGAGACAGGAGAUAUGUUGUUCUUCAACAACCGAAAGAUCAUACACGGCCGCGAUGAGUUUCACGAUGGCGAGGGUAAAACUCGACACAUGUUGAGACUUUGGCUCAAAGACGAAUCCAUGGCAGGACCGCCGCCUCAUCCCGCUCUGCAGCUCCAGUGGAACAAAAUUUUUCGGGCUGGGCUUUCUGAUACUCCAGAGGAUUCAGAAUGGCCCAUGGAGCCGGAUAGACUUUGA